This is a messenger RNA of Penaeus monodon (black tiger shrimp), 1175 nucleotides long. RefSeq names its product peptide methionine sulfoxide reductase MsrB-like. Gene Ontology annotation, cellular component: cytoplasm. The record is from RefSeq and is a predicted model, not a curated record. Gene Ontology annotation, biological process: protein repair; response to oxidative stress. NCBI's taxonomy places the organism in Eukaryota, Metazoa, Arthropoda, Malacostraca, Decapoda, Penaeidae. Gene Ontology annotation, molecular function: peptide-methionine (R)-S-oxide reductase activity. Bases 243 to 767 code for a protein of 174 amino acids. The transcript has 5 exons.
UUGGCAUCCCUUUGUUGACAACGUGAAGGUGCCACGUGAUUCUGGCGAGGCAAUACGCACACGGACCGAGGGGCGAAGACGGACGGCCGUACGCACACACUGAAAGGCCAUUCGCACACACGCACACGAUCCUCCUCGUAUCUCCUAUCUCCUACCUCCUCCUCCUCCUUCUCUCUCUUUCUCUCUCUGUCUCUCUCUCUCUGUCUCGUCUUCCGAGGAGGAAUUUCUUUCAGCCUUUCGCCAUGGCCGGGUUGGCGUGCAGGGCCUUCUUCAGAGCCGCUGUGGGAAGUCGUGGUGGGGUUCCUGUGCUUAAGAAUGGGGCGAGAGGGCUUCCUGUGCUGAAGAAUGGGACGAAGGGACUUGCUGUUACAACAGCCAUGUGCAUGCCACCCCAUAGAAAGGACCCGAAAAAGAUGACCCCAAGACGGCAGAAACCUUUCAGUGGCGCAUACUACAAUCAUUUUGCAGUUGGAAUGUAUCAGUGUGUUUGCUGUGGUACAGAUUUGUUCAGUUCUAAGACAAAGUAUGAGUCGGGCAGCGGCUGGCCCUCCUUCCACUCAGCUGAAGGUAAGUCUCUUGGAGAUGCUGCCACCGAAGUCGUAGAAACGCGUAUCGACACAUCUCACUCCAUGGUGCGAACAGAAGUCCUCUGCAGAAAGUGCGCAGCUCAUCUGGGUCACGUUUUUCCCGAUGGGCCAGAACCAACUGGACUCCGCUACUGUAUCAACUCUGCCUCACUGAAGUUUGUGCCAAAGAAGAUGAAAUAGGCUCAGUUGUCUACCAAUUUUGUUGUUGUUGUUGCGGGAUUUGUGUUUAACCUUGUUAUAUGUAAUGGAAGGGGUUUGUGUGUUUAGAUUGUGUGAUGGAGAUGAAGAAAUUGUUGUGUGAUAUGUGAUAGAGGGAAAGAGUGAGCCUGAAGUGAUUGAUAACCAGAGAGUAGUAAAGAAAAACUACUAUUUUCUCUCAUUUGAGUUGGAUGAAAGAAUGGUUAAUAUGUGCAUUUGAGGUGAAACAAAUAAAGUGUGUAGGCAUGCAGCACCAACAAAUUUGGCCUAUUCCUUCUAGCCCAGCUUAGAAAUUUGUUACAGUAUGAAAAUAGACAGCAAGCUUCUUGAAUGUUUAUCAUUUUGAUUAGAAACAAUGAUUCCAAAUUGAUAGUAAAAAGUUGAAGUUUG